Messenger RNA from Bacillus rossius redtenbacheri, 5875 nucleotides. RefSeq lists its product as uncharacterized. The record is from RefSeq and is a predicted model, not a curated record. Gene Ontology annotation, molecular function: signaling receptor activity. The coding region runs from base 1063 to 2163 and encodes 366 amino acids. The transcript has 5 exons. Lineage: Eukaryota; Metazoa; Arthropoda; Insecta; Phasmatodea; Bacillidae.
UACGAAAAUUUAUAUAUUUUCUCAUUUUACAUUUCAGAUUUUAUGUAACGUAGGUUUUUUUUUUUUUUUCAUUUUCACUUUUCCCAGAAUAUCAAGUAUUGUAGCAGUUUAGGUGAUCCGGACAUAUUAAUGCGCGCACAAGCUACAAAGAAUGCGGAAGCGCUUAGUAAUGAAACUGAAUUGCGCACCACGCCUCUUCGCCUCUGCACGCUAGAAGCAGAACUGACAUGCUGGUUUCGCGGUAGUGGUGUGCGUCUGUAGCACUUUAAGCCAUGAUAAUUAAUCCUACGGCAAACUUUUUAACAUAAAAUUUACCUGAAAUUACAUCUUCUACUUACAAUAUAUUUUACAAAUUUUCUGAUAAAAACGCACGAAGAAAUAUAAAUUUAGCUUUAAUCGCUGCUAAAAUAAAUUGAUAUGAAACUCCGAAAAACAUUUCUACAGCUAUGUUAGUUGCUCAUAAAUGCUUUUGGUUAUUUAACAUGAAAUAUAAAUUUUAAUUACGAACAUGCUACUUCAUCGCCCGGAGCUCUGUCGGGUGUUUGACGACCCAGCACCGUGAUUAGUUCAUUGCAUAGUGCAAUGGAAAAAAAUGAAACCUGCUUGAGAAAUAAACUGACAUAUUUGUUAAAUAAGUAUUGAAAAUCAGUUGUGGUAAACCAAUUUCACAAAUAAAGUUAAAUUUACUUUAAUAUUAAACACAAAUAAAUGGUUGAAAUGCACUAUGAGCAUAUAAAAAAAUAUUAUUUGAAAAUUAUUUUACUACAAACACUGAUGAAACAAUCACUUCACGUAAAGAUGAAGAAAAUAGUUACGUCAAACACAAAAAAAAGGAAUAGCGUCUCAGAUGGGCUUGAUGUAUUAUUUCUUUUGAAGCUUUUGAGAGAAAUGUCCUUGGGACUAUUAGACCUAAUUUGGCUCGUUGUCUUGUCAAAGCGGCAAUUCUCUCCCCCUGCAGCUUUUAACUACUAGAAACAGUAAUUGUGUGUUCCAAACGGGAAAGAAAGUUAGCAGCCAAGCUGCCAAGCAGACGAAGCUAUCUCAUUUUCCUCCAGACAAGAAAUGAUGCGAAUGUGGUAUUUGAAACACCAUAUAAUACUUGUCACAACAUAUUUUCUAACAUGUGGAACAAGUGCCACAUCUCUUAAUUGUUCCGAUGCUGAAGUGACAUACAGAGACAUGAAUAUCUCUGGUAGCAACAACAAGACCGGAGUUUGGAAGACUACUCUUGGGAGCAUUAAGGUGGUGGUUGAACAUGAUGGGAAACCGCAGUUGAGAUCGCUGGAUACUGGAUAUUGGGAAGUUAAAAUCAAGGUCAGUUCAACAGUAUGUGGAAGACAAAAAUCUGAUAGAGAUGAAACACUUUUAAAAGAUACAUCAAUUGAACACACAACCUCAAGUGACUUGGAAAUACCGAUCAACGUUGGCAAUGUUGAUAUUCCACAGAGCAGCGCUCUUGAAACAAGUGAUGUCGAUGAAAUGCCAUUUCAAACUUCUGAGUUAACCAAUGAAAGGAGGGUGGUAAACAAUGCUUUUAAAUUGUUUGCCAGAAGCAAGGUGUAUUCAGGAGACGAAGAGGAGUCGAUCCACCCAGCAGAUGAUGACCGUGUGGUGGGUGCCGACAGUGGACACCAGGUUCAUCAGGAGAGGUCUGGAAGGAAGCUUCCAGGCGGCAACCAGCUACCAGAGAGGAGGACAAGGACAGGCGGACCGCAGGCGUGGUUCAGCAGCGGACGGAUGACGGGGUACCUGGACUACGGCCGUGCCGGGGUCAUCAGGCUGUCGGAGGUGUCUCUGCCGUGGAGGCUCGCCCGGGCCAGGUGCGAGCAGGAGGGCGCGCGCCUGGCCACAGUGGACUCCCCGGAGAAGGUCGCCGCGCUGCUGGACGUGUUCUCCAGGUUCCCCCGGGUCGCCGCGGGGGCCGCGCUCAAGAACCAGGUGUACGUCGGCCUCAACGACCUGGCCGAGGAGGGCGUCUUCACAGCCGCCACGGGUGAACUCUUCCGGCCGUGGAACACGAGUGUGUGGUUCCCUGGCGAGCCUGACAACGCAGAUGGAGAUGAAGACUGCGUGACUUUCCACACGCAGGGAAGACUCCGAGAUGUGCCAUGUCGUUUCAGCUUGCCUUUCUUCUGUGAGCUGGACGAAGAAACCACGCCCUAGCACCUUUUUUUUCCCCCUAUAAAUUUAUCCGUAGGCGUUCAUCUCAAUCCAAACCCACAUAUAACAUGGUCCAAACCAAAAAUAAAUAUCUGACACAUUCAUUUGGAUUCACAUCAUCCAUAGGCAAUGAGUGGAAGUAAAACAAGUAUAUCUCAAAAGCCAGCUUAUUUUUAAUCAACCAUUUGAGCAACUAUGACGUUGAAAUCCAUUUAACUCACAAUUAUAUAACUCGUUUCAGAAUUUUCUUGUGACAAACGAUUAAGAUGACUUUAAUUUUCAAAACCAAUUUUUAUAAUCGAGUAAACUUUUCUACGAGAGAUAAAUUACAGUAAUAGUGGCCUAUUAUAUGUUGGAAAAGUUCCUUCAGUUCACAUUUCUCUAUUUGAUUAUUCUUCAAAUAUACCAGAAAUAUUUGCUACAAAUAUUGAGACGUUUAAAGUACAAUUUUUUAAUACUUGAUUAUUUGUUUGGCAGAUUCAAAUUUUGACACACUUUUUUACAAUAUUUGUGUCAUUUAAUUUGGCCUGUUGUUUAAAUGAUGAUGCGCUAAUUAUUUUCUAUUCUUACAAUGUUUCCCAAUUAGUGCUGUUAGAAAAUACUCAAGUUAAAAAAAUAUCUAUAAACUUAAACCAUAAAAACUAAGCAGUGAAUUUCAGUUGAAAAUAUUUUUUUCUCUUAUAAACUUAAUGAACAAUAUCAGAUUUUCACAUUUGUCGUUUUUGCAGUUAACUUCACAACGUUUCAGAUUUCCAUAGUUUUCAGACGCAAACACCUUAUAUAUUAAAGACGAAUACUUGUGUUGUCAUUGAUAAAGGUUCUCUGCAAUGAAAUUCUGCUGCCCAUGUAAAUACAUUGUUUGUGUGAAUUGAAAUAUUUCACAAAAUUAUGUUAUCCAAAUAAAUAAGUGGACUAUACAUGCAUAUUUUUCUCAUGAAUAAAUAAUUUUAAAAAACUUUAAAAACUUGUCUACCAGAUAUUAUAAUUUGACAAACGAAAUUACGUACUUUCUGGGCAUCAAUUAUAAGGCUUGUGAAAUUAUAAUUCUCGCCAAUUCUGUCAAAGCUCUAUUUCAUGAUUGGAAUAUACAGCAUCUCAAUGGCAGCCUGAAUUUGAGGUUUAAUAAUUUCUUGACGGAGUUUUGGGAAUCGCUGAAGUAUAUUUUUAGCUUUUUUAAUUAAAGGAGCGAAUUUUUAAAGAUUUUAAUGAAAAUUAGCAUCGUUUCAUUAGUAAAGUGGCUGAAUUUAAGUAAUAGAAUGUUAACUUAUUUAUAAUUGAGAUUAACUCUUUAUUAUGAUUUUAUAUUUAUUAAAUGAUAGGUAACUGCCAAUUAUUGGUAUAAUCAAACAUUAUCAAGGCUUAAACAUUAAAUUUAUUUAUAGUUUGUUUGAUCUUAUCCUACACGUUGUUUAUAACAGCUUUUUGAGUAUCCACGGUGCCAAUAAAAUAAAAAUUACCAUACUAAGUGACAGGCUGACAUAUUAUUUUAAGUUUGUUCAAUGUUAUCUUAAAUGUUGCUUAUAAAAGAUUUUUUGGGUAUCCAAGAUGCCGAUAAAAUUAAAAUUACCAUAGCAAAUGACAAAGGGCUGACAUAUUAUAUAAAAAAUUGUCGAUCUUAUCCUAUAGCUUGCUUGUAAAAGCUUUUUGGAUAUCUGAUAUGUAAAUAGGAUAUUAUACUAAUUUUAAAGAUGUAAUAUUUAAACUAAUUUUUUAAUUUUGUAAUAAAAAUAUUAUUUUUGGUUGGCCUUGAAUAUUAAAUACUAGAAAUUUUAUAAACUAAAUUUUUUUUUGUUAUAAAAUUGUGUUGGCUUUGAAAAUUAACUAUUAGGCUUUUUAUAUACUAAGUGUUUUUUUUUCUUUGUAACUGUUAUAAAAAUAAAAUUAUUUGUUGGGCUUGAAUAUUAAUUACUAUGCAUUUUAUAUACUUAAGUUAUUUAUAAAUCUGCUAUAAGGGGUGAAAAAGGCUGAUUAGCUCGUCUUUCAUAAUUAAACGUAUACUGUCGCUAAAGUUAUUUUUUUAAAUCAAGCAUACAUCAUAUUUUUUAUUUUUUUUAUGUUAAGUGCGCAAAAAUUUUUUUAAUGUUGUCAAAAGUAUAAUUAGAGAGAUGGAAAGGAGUUAUACAGUUGUUUUUUUUUUUCGAAAUCAGAUAAGGACAGAUUUUUUUCUCUCUUAAAAAUGAAGUGGGUAAUUUUUCAUGAAGUGAUGCCAAAAUUUUACUUUUUAAUUUAAAAGGGGAAUAGGUAAAGAUAUAUUAUUUUUUUAGAAAUUAAAAUAUAGACAAUAAUUUUUCUCUUUUAUUAAAUGCCAAUUUGCAAAAACUCUUCUGGUAGUAACAAAAUCAUGCUUUGAAUUGUAAGAAAGUAGUAUGGGGUUGUUAAUUUCUGAAUAAAAUGUAAGCUAUUCUUCUUUUACUCUAAAAAUCAUGUGUGUAAAUUUGCAAAUUUAGUACCAAGAUUCUGCUCUAAGAGUUGCGAUAGUGUGAUAGUUUUCCAAAUUCUGUAGACAGAGAGAUGCGGGAAGUUUAUCUCAAAAUAAGACUAUCACAUGAAUUAUCCCAUCAUUUUGAAAGUGACGUCUGCCAAAUGUUAUUAAGUAGAACUAAAAUACGAUUUGAAGUGUGCUUUGGGAAAUUGCAGGUGGUCAUUUCCCGCUCAUUUCCGAUGUCAAUGAUGCAAAAUUUGGGCAAAUAUUUGAACUAUAGGUUAGAAUGUAAAAAAGAACAACGUGCAGUAUAGUAUUGUAAGUUUAUACCAUCUAUAAAUAUUCGUCAUUUAAAGGAGUUAAAGAAUAUAAUUGUGAAUUUAUUUUUAAAAGUUUUGUUUUUAAAACAUAUUUAUUUAGAACAAAAGAUUUUAAAUAAAUACAAAUAAUACGACAAUUUUUUUUAACCAUUUUGCAAGCUUCCGCCUCUAGAAGUGUAAAAGUCGUAAGUUCGGUUUCAUUAAAAAAUUGAUACUACCGAAUAAACCUUAAUUUAAAGUUUAGAAACUAAAUUUGAUCAUCAAGAAUAUAGAGUAUUAACAAUAAUUUUUUUUCCGGAUAUCAAUAUUAAGGGGGUAUGAAGGCCGUAAAUAUGUUAUUAUCAUUUACAAUUUAUAUAUCUUAAACAAAUGAAGCUGUGUGUAAGAAUAUGAGUACAAAUUACAUACAUAAGUAACUUUGCAUUUUUACGGACGUCAAAUGGUAAAAAAAGUGAGGUAAUUUUGUUUUGUUUAAAAUAUCAUAUUCCGAAGAAAAUCAUGGUAGAGGAAAGAAACUGAGCAAAAAUAAAAAAAAAGAAAUUAUCUACGCAGGGUGCUUUUUAAAUUUUUUCGAUAUUCAACCCAAAAUGUAGUGUAGUGUAGGUGAGUUUGUUUUUAUAUUAAUUAAUCAUAUCUACAACCAAAUUAAGCGGGAAGUAAGAAACUAAUCAAUAAUAUCGUACUUUAUAUAAUUUAAUAUAAUGGUUUUACAACUAUCGCUUUAUAUAUUUGACCAAAAAAUGGUAAAAGCGCGUUGAGUAAUUUUUUAAUAUACAGGUAACUCGCUAAAGCUAAAUAAGUGGGAUGUUAGUUAUAAGACAUUUUUAUAAAAAAUACAAAAUCUUCCAACUAUAUUUAGAACUUUUUUUAAAUUCGUUUUCAAACUGGGUGAAAGUAUUCCAAAUAUGGUUUUAAUAAUUAAAAAUAUCAACUUCUGAUCCACCAUAAAUGAGUUAUGAUAUUGGCAACGUUU